AUGCCGACCCUAGAGGUGAACAACUUCAACAUCGUGUUAUCCGUCCUGGGGGGAUGGAUCUCCUUGUUCGGCUUGGUUUCGUACCUAUGCAAGGAACACUUCUACCUGUCCGAAGCAUUGAUAUCGCUCUUGGCGGGCGCGGCAUUCUCGCCCCAUGCGAGUAACCUGAUCAGACCCCUGGAAUACGCCGGAUCCCAGGAGAGUCUAGACUCGAUCAUCCUCUACUUUUCACGCCUCGUGCUUGGUGUCCAGCUCGUCCUGGCGGGAGUGCAGCUUCCCAGCCGGUAUCUCAGAACGGAAUGGAGACCUCUCGCUAUCCUGCUGGGCCCAAUCAUGACGGCCAUGUGGCUCUCCACAAGCAUCCUCGUCUGGGCGCUGGUCCCAAACCUCCCCUUCCUGCACGCGCUUGUCGUAGCGUCGUGUAUAACUCCUACCGACCCAGUCUUGUCCAACGUGAUCGUUAAGGGGAGAUUCGCCGAUCUCAACGUCCCCAAGGAUCUCCAGCACAUCAUCACUGCCGAGUCCGGGGCGAACGAUGGCUUGGGGUACCCCUUCUUGUUCCUGGCCCUGUACAUAAUCAAGUACACUGGCAACGGGGCUGGUUCGGCACCGGGAGGCGUCCGCAUGGCAAUGGGCAUGUGGUUUGGUGAGAAUUUGGGCUACACGAUCAUCUUGUCUGUAGUUUACGGCGCUGCUGUGGGAUGGGUUGCGAAGGAGCUCCUGCAUUGGGCCGAGAAGCACGACUUUGUUGACCGCGAGAGCUUCCUCGUCUUCGUCUUCUCGCUCGCCCUUUUCAUUACCGGCACAUGUGGUAUGAUUGGAACCGAUGAUGUCCUGGCAUGCUUCAUCGCAGGGAACGCUUUCACCUGGGACGACUGGUUCCGUCUGGAGACCAUGGACGACUCCCUUCAGCCCACCAUCGACAUGCUCUUGAACAUCGGUAUCUUCAUGUGGUAUGGUGCGGUUGCUCCUUGGGGCAAGUUCCUCCACAACGACGUUAUCCCACUCUACCGGCUCGUGCCUUUGGCCAUCCUCGUCCUAAUCUUCCGGAGAUUGCCCUGGGUAUACGCCAUUCACAAGAAGAUUCCCCAGAUUGAGCGCGCUCGCCAGGCCAUAUGUUGGUCGUUCAUGGCCUCAGCAUACCUCUAG
Molecule: messenger RNA, 1149 nt
Organism: Diaporthe citri
Lineage: Eukaryota; Fungi; Ascomycota; Sordariomycetes; Diaporthales; Diaporthaceae
Exons: 6
Coding region: 1-1149 (382 amino acids)
Biological process (GO): regulation of membrane potential; sodium ion export across plasma membrane; proton export across plasma membrane
Cellular component (GO): plasma membrane
Molecular function (GO): sodium:proton antiporter activity
Source: RefSeq, a predicted model, not a curated record